AAAAAAAUAAAUAUUAUUAAACGAGUUUUAAAAUAUAACAUUAUGUCAGGAGUAAGAAAUAUUUUAUUAAUCGGCCGCACUGGCAAUGGCAAGUCUGCUCUUGCUAAUGUAAUUAGUGGAACAAACAAAUUUAGGGAAAUUGAAGAUAGUGUUAGCGAAACAAAAGAAUUAGAAUUAGAAACGUUUGGGUAUCAAGGAAUCAAAUAUCGAGUAAUUGAUACAGUAGGAAUUGGGGAUACCAAACUAAAAUCAAAAGAUGUCUUAAACAGAGUAGCCAAAGCCUGCUACGAAGUAAGAGAAGGAUUAAAUCAAAUUUUUUUUGUAAUUGGAGGAAGGAUUACCGAAGAAGAAUUAGAAACUUACAAUCUAUUAAAGCAGAUUAUUUUUAACGAAGAUAUUUAUAGUUAUACCACUAUUGUAAGAACACGCUUUACUGAUUUUGAGGAUGAAAGAAGGUGUGAAGAGGAUAAAGAAAAAAUCAGUCAAGAAAAUGAGAAAUUGGCCGAAUUAAUUAGAAUAUGUAAUAAGUUAAUUCAUGUUGAUAAUCCACCAGUAAAAGGUCGCUCAGCCGCCACUAAUAAGGAAAUUCGGGAAGUUUCUAGAGAAAGACUAUUGAAACAUUUAAUCUAUGAUUGUGGCAAUUAUCGUCCAAUUAGUUUAGAUAGAUUAAAUGAAAGAAUUAGUAGUUAUUUAACGGAAAAAGAACAAAUAAAAAAAGAAUUAGAGGAUUUAAAAAAAUUCCAAGCAGAGGAACAAAUAAAAACGGAGGCGGAAAGGAAAAGGUAUGAAGAGGAAAAGAGGAAAUCCGAACAGAGGUUAGCUGAAAUGGAGGCUAAAAUUGAAGUUCAAACUAAAAAAGUACUUCAAUUAGAACAAAAUCCUUUUAGUUUUAAUAAUCGUGAUAAAUGUCGCAUUUCUUAAAAACUAAUUAUUGACUAAGCAGAAAAAUGGGUUGAGGGAGAAACUACUAUUUUUUAUGAAUGAAAAUAAUAAAAUAAUAAUAAUUCCUAUAAAAAUUAAAAUAAUGGAAUGAUAAGUGAACUAAAAUUUAGUAAAAGACAGAUAACAAAUUCUAAUUCUUUUUUCUUUUAUAUUUAAAAGAAACUUUUUUUUACUAGAUUUUGUACUGAAAUAUGGUCUUGAAAUAUGGUCCAUUUUUAUUGGUUAAACAUAUAUAUAUAAUUUAUAAAAUGUACUAAUUUA
Rhizophagus irregularis DAOM 181602=DAOM 197198 is the source of this 1203-nucleotide messenger RNA. RefSeq lists its product as uncharacterized. The record is from RefSeq and is a predicted model, not a curated record. Gene Ontology annotation, molecular function: GTP binding. Lineage: Eukaryota; Fungi; Glomeromycota; Glomeromycetes; Glomerales; Glomeraceae.